Molecule: messenger RNA, 644 nt
Organism: Taeniopygia guttata (zebra finch)
Lineage: Eukaryota; Metazoa; Chordata; Aves; Passeriformes; Estrildidae
Source: RefSeq, a predicted model, not a curated record
GAGGGGCGGGGGGUGGGGGAGGGGCGCGCUGGUGCCGCCGGGGGGCGCCGCUGCUGCUGACGGCCGUGGGCGCCUUCGCGGCCUUCGGCCUCAUGGCCAUCGCCAUCGGCACCGACUAUUGGCUGUACGCGCGCGCCCGCGUCUGCAACGCCACCACCGGGGUCACCGGUGUCACCGGGGCCACCAAUGUCACCAACGGGGCCACCAAUGGGGCCACCAACGGGGCCGCGCUGGGCGCUGCCCUCGCCCAUGGGGGACUCACCCACUCCGGGCUCUGGAGGGUCUGCUGCCUGGAAGGGCUGAAGCGGGGGCUGUGUCUGCGCAUCAACCACUUCCCUGAGGACCUCGAGUACGACCACGACAGCGCCGAGUACCUCCUGCGCGUGGUCCGGGCCUCGAGCAUCUUUCCCAUCCUGAGCGCGGUGCUGCUGCUGCUGGGGGGGCUCUGCGUGGCCGCGUCGCGCCUGCGCCGGGCCAGGACCAGCCUCGUGCUCGGCGCCGGCAUCCUCUUCGUGGCCGCGGGCCUGUCCAACAUCAUCGGCGUCAUCGUUUCCAUCAUUCCCCCAUUUUUAAAAAUUAUUUUCUUUACAUGCCUCUCCAACAUCAUCGGCGUCAUCGUUUCCAUCAUUCCCGCCCUUUUUUAA